UUAAUUUACUUUUUCCAGAAUUUCAAGCCAACCAAGCAGUGCAGAAGAUAAAAUCGAAGGACCUCAGAUUCUUUAGAUCGUUCCCCCGCCAUCGUCGCAGCCAUGCCGGUCUUCAAAACCCCAUUCAACGGCUAUUCCGUCAAGUUCAGCCCCUUCUACGAGUCCCGUCUAGCCGUCGCCACCUCCCAGAACUUCGGCAUCCUAGGCAACGGCCGCCUCCACGUCCUCGACCUGCCUUCAUCUCCAACUCCCCAAAUCUCUGAGCUCGCUUCCUUCGAAACUGCCGACGGCGUCUACGACCUUGCCUGGUCCGAGUCCCACGAGUCCCUCCUAGUAGCCGCCGUCGCCGAUGGCUCCCUCAAGAUCUACGACCUUGCCCUCCCCGCUUCCUCCAACCCCAUCCGCUCCUUCCACGAGCAUACCCGCGAGGUCCACUCGGCAGACUACAACCCCGUCCGCCGCGACUCCUUCCUCUCCUCCUCCUGGGACGAUACCGUGAAGCUCUGGACCAUCGACCGCCCCACCUCCGUCCGCACCUUCAAGGAGCACGCCUACUGCGUCUACUCGGCCGUCUGGAACCCCCGCCACGGCGACGUAUUCGCCUCAGCCUCCGGCGACUGCACCCUACGCGUCUGGGAUGUACGUGAGCCUGGCUCCACCAUGAUCAUCCCCGCUCACGAAUUCGAGGUCCUCUCCUGCGACUGGAACAAGUACGACGAUUGCUGCAUCGCCACGGCCUCCGUGGACAAGACGAUCAAGGUCUGGGACGUGAGGAGCUACAGGGUCCCGGUCUCGGUUCUGAAUGGGCACGGCUACGCAGUGAGGAAGGUGAAGUUCUCGCCGCACAGGCAAAGUCUGAUGGUCUCGUGUUCGUACGACAUGACCGUGUGCUUGUGGGAUUAUAUGGUGGAGGACGCUCUCGUGGGGCGGUACGAUCACCACACAGAGUUUGCAGUCGGGGUGGAUAUGAGCGUGCUUGUAGAGGGUUUGCUCGCCAGUACCGGCUGGGACGAGCUCGUCUAUGUUUGGCAGCACGGAACCGACCCGAGAGCUUCCUAAAAGGAAAGUCUUUUAUUUUAUUUCUUUUUGUAUGGAUUUGUUGUGUUUUACAUCUUGAGGUCAACGCGAAGCCGCUUAGGCAGUGAAAA
Molecule: messenger RNA, 1148 nt
Organism: Carya illinoinensis
Lineage: Eukaryota; Viridiplantae; Streptophyta; Magnoliopsida; Fagales; Juglandaceae
Product: peroxisome biogenesis protein 7
Exons: 1
Coding region: 103-1059 (318 amino acids)
Biological process (GO): protein import into peroxisome matrix
Cellular component (GO): cytosol; peroxisomal matrix
Molecular function (GO): protein binding
Source: RefSeq, a predicted model, not a curated record